Prunus armeniaca (apricot) is the source of this 531-nucleotide messenger RNA. The record is from the annotation of a GenBank genome assembly. Lineage: Eukaryota; Viridiplantae; Streptophyta; Magnoliopsida; Rosales; Rosaceae.
AUGUUGUGGUGUUCACAUUGCGGAGCUCUUGUUCCUCCAAUGAGAGAUGAUCUUCAGUUUGUAUCAUGCAGUGGUUGUGGAAAAGUGCUUAUCUAUCGAGAUGCCAGUACUAGUGAACCUACUUUGGUCAAAAGCUCCGGAAGAAAGGGCAGGAGGGCAGGUUCUUCUUUAAAAUCGGUUUCAAGUGACAAUUCACAGUCAUUUGAAGGUCCUUUAAACGAGGGACUCUGGUCAAAACGAGCUGUCGGUGCCAAUCCUGCUAUGCUGCUCAAGAUCAAGAAGCAUGCUCCUAGUUCAAGGAAAAAGUCCAAGGCAAUAAUAACUCAUGCUGGUGAUGCCAAAGGACAAAACCCUCUCACCAUCGAGCAUGAAUCAGACAUCUCUGAAAAUGACUUCAAAUUGAGGCAGGAUUAUGAAAAUGUUAAAGAGGGAGGUGAUGGAAGGCCAGCAAAUUAUAAAUCACACGUUCCGAAUCAAGAAAAUGUUCAUGAAUCUACCUAUGAUGCUGAUGAUGAUGCUGAUUAUGAUUAG